GCGCUCCUGAUCGGCCAUGGCGGGAGCCAUGGUCCGCAUCGGUGACCAGCUCAUCCUGGAGGAGGAUUAUGACGAGACGUACAUUCCCAGCGAGCAAGAAAUCCAGGACUUUGCGAGGGAGAUCGGGAUCGACCCUGCGCAGGAGCCGGAGCUCAUGUGGCUGGCCAGGGAGGGCAUCGUGGCGCCGCUGCCGCCCGAGUGGAAGCCCUGCCAGGACAUCACCGGCGACAUCUACUACUUCAACUUUGCCAACGGGCAGUCCACGUGGGAGCACCCGUGCGAUGACCRCUACCGAGAGCUGGUCAUCCGGGAGCGGGAGAAGCUCCUGGCGCAAGGCAGGCUGAAAAAGAAGGAGAAGAAGAAGAAGGAGAAGGAGGUGCUGCAGCCCGAGGCAGGGAUCUUCCCUCCGCCACCCCUAUGCCCAGCGCCCUCAGCCAGCCUGCCGUGCGGGCGGGAGAGCCCGGAGCUGGGAGCAGAGAGCCGGAGCAGCAGCGAGGCCCUCGUGCACGUGGGCCGGGCGAAGGCUGCACAGAGGGCAGCGGGCGCCGGCGCGCGCAGCGGAGCGCCUGCAGCCCCGUGGCCUCCUCAGCYGCAGCCCCUGCUCGCGUCCAAGCUCAGCAGACCUUGCCAGGUCUUAACCGAUCUGGAGAAAAUGCUAGAAAGAGGCUCGUCUUUUGGCCGCCUUGAUGUGGACGUCCCUGAAGAGCGAGAUGCAGGCGUGGAAGGGCGAGCAAGGCUUUGUCUUGACUCCUCCGACUCGGAGUCAGAGGAUUUAGCAGUCGGGCCAAUAGUGCAGCCUUUCCGUGGGCCUACGAAAGGCUCUUCACAAGRUGGGGGAGGUGUCAACACUCUUCUGAAGGCCCCUGAAGACAAAAUCCAACUCUUUGGGGAAGAAAAGCUGGAAGACAAGUGGAAGAUGAGAGAAAUCCUGGGAGAGAGUGGGUCUAGCCCUGAUGAAGACCUCUCAGUCAGAGAGAGCUCUCCAGGAGGUGGCGGCGAUGAGGGAGGAAGCCGCAGCCUCUCGAGAGACCUUGAGCAAGGCGCCAGCCCCGACGUGAAUUUUGUGCUGGCCCUUUGUGGGAAGUACCCUGCGCAGGAGUCGCAGGGAGACGCGAGGACGGCCCAAGCUCCCCCAGCGUGGGCAGAGGAGUGCGCGGAGGACUCCCGGGUUCCCCCCGUGGCUCAGCUCUUUGGCUGSCAGGGCAGCGACAGCCCCUGUCAGCGCGUGCAAGUGCAGCUGCCCUCAAACAGAAAAGCUGCAGAGAGUUACAGCCAAGCGCAGCCCGCAGGGCCCUCGGUGGCGCCCCUGGCACCGCUGCGCGGCCUCCUGGACGCCCCGGGCGCCGUCCUGCGAGGCUCCCUGAACCCAGGCAGCGGUGUGGACUCCAGCCUGCCGCAGCCCGCAGAGACCCGUGAGCCCAGCCGCCAGAGCAAGAAGCUGCUGGGAACGGCUUGUGCCGAGCAGGUUUCCUUGAACACGGUGGCUCAGGAGAAACGGAGAAGUGAAGAGGAGGAGAGCGAGAAGGAGAGCCUCCAGAGAAGGGCGAGGCUGUUCCAGAACGUGCACGUGGAUGUGAGCGCCCUGGGAGGCAGCUUUGAGUCGGAGCUCUCCAAGGCGUCCGAGGUCAGUGACUGCGGGGAGGACUUGCCGCUUUCCAGCCGCUCGGAUGAGGAGCCACUGCCGCCUGCGGCGCGUGAGCCGGGAGAAGAGGACAAAGACCAGAGCAAAGCCAGUGUGGAGCGGGAGCCGAGCCAAGCAGAGGAAGCUGCCAAGAGCGAGAGGGAUGCGAGAGAAGCGUCGCAGGACAAGUGCUCUGCUCUGGAGUCAGCCGAGCAGGAGGAGGCUGAGGAGCCGCAGGAGCGGUCGCUGCGUAGCCCGGUCGAUCCGGAGGAGCUGGCUGCCCCGCAGGAAGCGCAACCCAAGGAGGAAAUCAAGCAGGAGAAGACCUUGACCCAGCCUCAUGAAGAAUCUCUAGAGGGAAUAACUAAGGAGCUGGAGGAAGAGCUGGAGCAAGAGAAAAUGCGCUUAUUACAAGCAAAGAAGGAGAAAAUUCAGCAAUUCCAGGAGGAGAUGAGGCAGCAGGAGGAGGAGGAAGCUCAGAAGCUUCAUCAGCAGAAAGAAAAAUGCCUCAGGACUCUGAAGGAGGAUUUGGCAAAGGCUUCCAAAGAGGAAGAGUUGCGCGUGAGACAGGAAGAAGCGGAGAGACUUUCCAAGCUGCGAGUCCAAAUCACCUCCGAGACUGAGGCGGAGAAGGAGAGGAUGAGGGCAGAGCAAGAGGCGGCACUGCAGAAGCUGAGGCAAGAGUGGGAAUCGCUGCAGGUGGCAGAGAAGGAGAACCUGGAGGGCAUGAAGCGACGCGGGUUGGAGAAAUUGCAGCUGGAAAUGGAGGAUGCUCGGCAGAGUGAGAUCGCCGGGUUGGAGCGGGAGAAGGAGCGAUUCCUGAGCGAGCUCAAGGAGAGCUUAGAAAGGGAAAAAAAGAAGGCCGCAGAGGCGCUGGAGAAGCAGUUGGCCACGGAGCUGCGGGAGCUGAAACACGCAGCAGCGGAGAAGCAUCGCAAGGUCAUUUCCAGCCUGCAAACGCAGAUAGCAGAGGCACAGAGGAAUGAAGAGGCUCAGCUGCGUGAAGAAUUGCAGAGGGCAGAGCAGAAAAUCCAGCAGAAAGCGUUCCAAGUAACAGAAUACGAACGUGAGCUCAGUGAACUUCUGAGAGAGAAGCGGCAGGCGGUGGAAAAAGASCACGAGAGGAAAAUGGAGAGAAUGAAGGAGGAGCACCAGGAGGCCCUGGCAAGGCUGCGGGAUCAGUAUGAGGAGGAGGAGAGGAAGCAAAGAGCCGAGCUCUCUGAGGACGUGCGAAGUGAGCUGGUGCGCCUGCGCCACCUGCACGAGGUGGAAGUGAAGGCUCUGCAGGCAGAGCUGGAGGAGCGGCUCGCUGAGCUGCAGCACAGGCACAGGGAGAAGGAAAGAAAGCUCCAGGAUGCAGAAAGUGAGCUGGAGCUGCGAGCCAAGGCUGUCAAGGCCAAAUCGGUGCAGCUCCUCAACCAGGAGGAGGCUCUGAGGAAGAAAAGGCAGCAGCUGCUGGAGGAGGACAGACGGACCGAGCUGGAGAGAGAGGAAGCUGCUUUGGCUUCUCAGCUCCGUCUGGAGGAGAAUAGRAAGGUUCACAGCAGCCUGCUCGACUCCAUCUGGCAACUGCGUAAGUCUCUUGAAGAGCUCCAAGACCAGAAAGCUGAGCUGGAGGCCCAGGUGGACUUGUUGCAGACCCGCAGCCAGAGGCUGCAGAAGCGCAUCAGUGACCUUGAGGCGGCGAUCAGGAGCAAACAGGAGAUUCUGAAGGGACUAGAGGCAGAACACUCYGUAGAAUCUGCCCGAGAGAAAGCUGAGCUCCGUGUUGAAGACCUSGGAGAAUCUAUUCAAGCUCAGUCAUCGAGAACGGCCGCUUCCCCACCCUCUCAAGGCCACGAGGACAACGACUUCCAGUUCGAUCACGUCAGGAGCUACAUCUCUGCGGAAGGGAUCUCCAUCAGGAAUGCCAAGGAGUUCCUGGUGCGCCAGACCCGCUCCAUGAGGAAGAGGCACACGGCGCUGAAAGCCGCCAAGCAGCAGUGGCGCCAGGACGUGCAGAAGGCGCAGGAGGUGGUGCAGGAUCCUGACAGCUCGCAGCUCCUGGAGGGCGUGCGCAGGAACCUGGAAGAUGAAGCGAAGCGUUUGGACAAGAUGAAGUCGGCUAUGCGGAAAGGACAGGUGCUGCUAAAGAAGAAGGAAGAAAAGCUCAGCCAGCUGGAGUCGUCGCUGCUGGAGGAGCUUUCAGAUGAAGACACGCUGAAGAGCGCUGCCUGCAAAAAGAUGGUGACUUUUGAUCUCAGCAACUCUGAGGACACAACCAGCAUGUCYAGUGCAGAUGUGCAUCAGCACAAGGUUAAUGUGAGAACCGACCUGCAGCUGGACUCCCAGCUGGACAAGGUGCAGUACCUGACGAGCUCUCUGCAGCGCAUCACGAACGAGCUCAACGGCGUCCUGGGCGUCUUGGGCGCCCUGAGCAAUCGGCAGUCCCCGCUCUUCACGCCGGCGCAGGUGCCCGUGCAGGUGCCCUGCGACGGCCUCCCUCUUUCCACGUACGCCUCGCUGGGGCCGCCCGCCGGCGUGUCCGUGCUCGACCGCUGGGCCUGGGAYGCGGGGCUGAGCUCCGGGCGCGCGUUCGCCGCCGCGCCGUCCGCGCAGAGCGCUCUGGCAGAGAAAUGGCACAAGUAUUUCCCAGGCGGGCUGCCACCACUCAGUGGAAGUUCAGCUUUUCUGGACAGCAGGCUGGGUUACGUCCCUGCAGAUGAGCAAAUCCGCCUGUUCCAGCACUCCCAGGUCCGGGGCUCUGACUCGGAUAAGAUGAGUAUUCAAGGCAUGAUCGAGACCAACAAGAAGUGGCUAGAAGACUUCAAGAGGGAUUCAGAAGUGCCUCUCCUGCCAGGGGCGCAGAAGGGCCCCGCCAGCAGCCCCAGCCUCCUGCAGCUGGGCCUGGAUGAGAAGCAGCAGAUCACAGUGUACCACUAUUAA
Nothoprocta perdicaria is the source of this 4546-nucleotide messenger RNA. RefSeq names its product centrosomal protein 164 (gene CEP164). NCBI's taxonomy places the organism in Eukaryota, Metazoa, Chordata, Aves, Tinamiformes, Tinamidae. The record is from RefSeq and is a predicted model, not a curated record. The coding region runs from base 17 to 4546 and encodes 1509 amino acids. The transcript is spliced from 29 exons. Gene Ontology annotation, molecular function: protein binding.